Molecule: messenger RNA, 1785 nt
Organism: Microthlaspi erraticum
Lineage: Eukaryota; Viridiplantae; Streptophyta; Magnoliopsida; Brassicales; Brassicaceae
Source: the annotation of a GenBank genome assembly
AUGGCUGAAGCUGAAGAUCAGCAAAAUUUUGUUGCACACAAUGGAGAUCAAGUAAAAGAUCAUGGGCUAGAUGAGGUGCACAAUGGGAUACAGUACCAGGUCGAUGAUGAGACCCUUGGUCACCAACCGUACCAGGUUCAAGACCCGAUUCUUGAAUCUCAGCAGUACGAGGUUCAAGAUCAGAUUCUUGAAUCUCAGCAGUACGAGGUUCAAGAUCAGAUUCUCGAAUCCCAGCAGUACGGGGUUGAAGAUCAGACUCUUGAGCCUCAGCAGUACGAGGUUCAAGAUCAAUUAGAGUACCAAGAGUACCAGGUGCAGGACCAGGCUAACGAAGAAGCUCAAGAUCAGCAGCAAGACGAACUACAGUAUCAUCCAGAAAACCAGGAGCAGUAUCAGUUGCAAGACGAGGCUCAUGAUCAGGCUCAGUAUCAGGUGGAGGGUGAGCCACAAGAUCACAAUGGUGAUGAGGUGCGAGAUGAAGUAGAAGGUGAGGAAGGAAUUCCCGAGCAUGAGGAGUCUCCACUGAAAUCAGAGCCUGAAGGAGGUGCAACAGUUGGAGGUGAGGAGAAGAGGUGGCCGGGAUGGCCCGGAGAGACGGUGUUCCGCAUGCUGGUUCCUGCACAGAAAGUAGGUAGCAUCAUUGGUCGCAAAGGUGAUGUCAUAAAGAAAAUAGUUGAGGAGACAAGGGCUCGAAUCAAGAUUCUCGAUGGUCCUCCAGGCACAACCGAAAGAGCUGUUAUGGUUUCUGGAAAAGAAGAGCCCGAGUCAUCUCUACCUCCUUCUAUGGAUGGCCUUCUGAGAGUCCACAUGCGGAUAGUUGAUGGUCUGGAUGGUGAAGCUUCUCAGGCCCCUCCGCCUACAAAGGUUUCAACAAGAUUACUAGUCCCAGCAUCUCAGGCUGGAAGUUUGAUUGGAAAACAGGGAGCAACCGUUAAAGCCAUACAAGAAGCAUCUGGUUGUAUAGUUAGAGUUCUUGGAUCAGAGGAUUUGCCCGUUUUCGCUCUUCAAGAUGAUAGGGUUGUUGAAGUUGCAGGCGAACCAACAAGUGUUCAUAAAGCCCUGGAGCUGAUUGCAUCACAUCUCAGAAAGUUCUUGGUUGAUCGUAGCAUCAUCCCAUAUUUUGAAAACCAGAUGCAAAAGCCAACUCGCCAGAUGGAUCACAUGCCGCCACAACACCAGGCCUGGGGUCCACCUCAAGGUCAUACCCAAGGUAGUGGUGGAGGUUCUAGCUAUGCUCACAACCCACCUCAAUAUAUGCAACCACCUCCUAGACAUGAUAGUUACUAUCCUCCUCCGGAGAUGCGUCCACCUCCAAUGGAGAAACAGCCUCACCAAGGUAUAUCUGCAUAUGGAAGGGAGCCUCCUAUGAACGUGCAUGUAUCAGCAGCCCCACCUAUGCUCGCUCAGCAAAUUACGCAGCAAAUGCAGAUUCAACUAUCUUACGCAGAUGCCGUAAUAGGGAAUUCGGGAUCAAACAUAAGCUACACUCGACGUCUUAGUGGAGCAACAGUAACCAUUCAGGAAACCAAAGGAGUACCUGGCGAAAUGACUGUUGAGGUCAGCGGAACUGGCUCACAAGUCCAAACCGCUAUGCAGCUUAUCCGGAACUUCAUGGCGGAAGCUGGAGCGCCUGCACCAGCACAGCCGCAAACUGUAGCACCAGAGCAGCAAGGCUACAACCCGUACGCAACACACGGGUCAGUCUACGCAGCGGCUCCAACGAAUCCGCCUGGAGGAUACGCCGCGGAUUACAGCUCAGGCUACAGCUCAGGCUACGGUUACUGA